AUGAGUACAAAUAAUUUCGUAGAAUUUGAUCAAUCAAAAUGUGUCGACAAAAAAUAUGGGCAUCAACAUGUUAUGUCUUCAUUUACAACUUAUCCAAUUGAAACUAUUCGAGAUGAAAUUCGAAAGUCACCAAUUAAACCACCUACUAUUACACCAAAAUAUGAUUCAAAUUCGAUGUCAACUGUGCUCGAGUGGCAUGGUAAAAAAGAUGUUCGAAUUGCUCAACGACCUAAACCAAUAAUAACAGAUGAUUCAGAUGCUAUUAUUCAUGUAACAUCAUCAACAAUUUGUGGAAGUGAUUUACAUAUGUAUAAUGGAGAUAUGAAAGGUAUGCUAUCAAAAGAUAUUAUUGGUCAUGAAUGUAUGGGUAUUGUUGAGAGUAUUGGUCCUAAUGUAAAAAAUAUUAAAGUUGGUGAUCGAGUUGUUGUCAGUGCACCAAUUGCAUGUGGACAAUGUGAAUAUUGUAAAACUGGUUUAUUCUCAUUAUGUGAUAUAACAAAUGAUUCAAAGGUUAUGGAAACAAUGUAUGGUCAUAGAAUUUGUGGAGCAUUUGGUUAUUCUCAUUUAACAGGUGGUUAUGAUGGAUGUCAAGCUGAAUGGGUUCGUGUCCCAUUCGCUGACGUUAAUUUAUUAAAAAUUGAAAAUAAUCGAUUAACUGAUGAACAAGUUUUAUUUCUUAGUGAUAUUGUUUGUACUGCAUGGCAUGCAAAUGUCUUAGGUGGAGUUGGUCCAGGAACAACAGUAGCUGUUUGGGGUGCUGGCCCUGUUGGUUUAUUAACUGUUAUGUGGGCUAAAUAUCGAGGUGCAAAACGUAUUUUUUCAAUUGAUUGUAUUGAAGAACGUUUGGCGAAAGCUCGAACACAAGGUGCAGAAACAAUUGACUUUUCUAAAGAUAAUGUUAUUGAAACUAUGCAAAAAUUAUUACCUGGCGGUCCUGAUGUAUGUAUUGAUGCAGUCGGUUUCCGUUAUACAAAGGGCAUGGUUCAUAAAAUGCAACGAGCUGUCUUUCUUGAAACGGACUCACCUGAAGUUUUAGAUGAAGCAAUUGUUGUUGUUCGAAAAGGAGGCAGUGUUGCUAUCAUUGGAGAUUACUUUUAUAAAUCAAAUCAAUUUCCAAUUGGCACUUUUAUGGAAAAAGCUGUAACAAUGCGAGGUGGACAACUCUAUUGUCAAAGUUAUUGGCAUGAUCUUCUUAAAAUUAUCGAAAAUGGGGAAGUUGAUCCAACAUUUAUUAUUACGCACACAAUGGAAUUAUCACGAGCUGCUGAAGCUUAUAAAAUGUUUGACGAAAAGUCAGAUGGAACAAUUAAAGUAGUACUCAAAACUGCUUUUGCUGCUGUUCAACAAACCUCAAAUUAA
This is a messenger RNA of Adineta steineri, 1359 nucleotides long. Lineage: Eukaryota; Metazoa; Rotifera; Eurotatoria; Adinetida; Adinetidae. The record is from the annotation of a GenBank genome assembly.